Messenger RNA from Rhopalosiphum padi (bird cherry-oat aphid), 1602 nucleotides. RefSeq names its product neuropeptide CCHamide-1 receptor-like. Lineage: Eukaryota; Metazoa; Arthropoda; Insecta; Hemiptera; Aphididae. Gene Ontology annotation, biological process: G protein-coupled receptor signaling pathway. Gene Ontology annotation, molecular function: G protein-coupled peptide receptor activity. The transcript has 4 exons. The record is from RefSeq and is a predicted model, not a curated record. Gene Ontology annotation, cellular component: membrane. The coding region runs from base 174 to 1397 and encodes 407 amino acids.
GCCAGUUAAUAAAACGACAAAAUUUUCUUUAAUCUUUGCCGGAACUAACAAUAUUGUUUACUUAUUACAAUAUAAAUUAACUUGGUGACUGUUUUGCAGCCUCUGCGUGCGACGUGCGUCGUUACGUACAAACUAUUGAAUCGCGGCCGCAAACGAAAACGGCCGCCGUCGAUAUGACAAACAUCAGCAGCGCCAACAGCACUUUGUCAAUAAAUGAUUAUUACGAUUACACCGAAAGGCCGGAGACGUACAUCGUUCCCGUACUAUUCGCCAUAAUAUUUGUCGUCGGCAUGAUCGGCAACGUGACUUUGGUGUUGAUAUUCGUCCGGAACAAGCAGAUGAGGAACGUGCCCAAUAUUUACAUAAUCAAUCUGGCGCUCGGUGAUUUAUUGGUGAUCGUCAGCUGCGUGCCGUUUACGUCUACCGUCUACACGUUCCCGACGUGGCCUUACGGGCUGGCCGUGUGCAAAGUGUCGGAGACGGCCAAAGACGUUUCGAUCGGCGUGUCCGUGUUCACGUUGACCGCGCUCAGCGCCGACCGGUAUUUCGCCAUCGUGAACCCAAUGCGCAAGCUGCACGCGUCCAUCGGCGGACGGUUCGCCACCCGGUUCACGCUCACCGUGGCCGCGGCCAUCUGGGCGGUGGCCGUGGCGUGCGCCGUACCCGCCGCCCGGUUCUCGUACGUCCGCCAGUUCCGCGUGCACAACGUCACCCUGUUCGAGGUCUGUUACCCGUUCUCCGAGCACAUGGGGCCCGCCUAUCCCAAGGUCAUGGUGACGGUCAAGUUCCUCGUCUACUACGCCGUCCCGCUGGCUGUCAUCGCGUUCUUCUACGUGCUCAUCGCCCGGUACCUGUUGCACACCACCAACAACAUGCCCGGCGAACUACAGGGACAAAUACGUCAAGUGCGAGCUCGAAAAAAAGUCGCUAAAGCUGUGCUGGCCUUCGUGUUGAUGUUUGCCAUCUGUUUUCUACCCCAUCACAUUUUCAUGCUGUGGUUUUACAACUACCCCAAGUCAACGGAAGAGUACAACACUUUCUGGCACGUAUUGCGCAUUGUUGGGUUCUGUCUGAGUUUCAUAAACUCUUGCAUCAACCCCAUUGCCCUAUAUUUGGUGAGCGGCACGUUUCGCAAGCAUUUCGACAAACAGUUAUUCUGGUGGUGCAUAGCAUCUACAACGGCCACUACAGAAUCCAACUUGUUCGUGAUCAAAAAGAACGGAACUUCGAGUCGAGACAUAAAAAUUACAGAGUUUAUAACGUCGCCGUCGAUGCAUUCAGCUGCAAACAAAAACCGAAGCAAUAAGACUUUUACUGCGAUCACGAAUACCGAAGGUCGAAAAAUCAAGAGCACCCAACAUGGGGCGGAAAAGGGAUGGCUAUCGCCUUCCAUAUAGUAUUUCAAAAUAUAUUUUCAUAAUUAUUUUAACGGUAACCAUAAAUCUUGUAAUAUCAAUUUUAAAUUUUUUUUAAUUUAUCUUUAUUUGUUUUGCCUUCAUACAUAUUACAUAUUAUAUAUUAUAGUUUGUUUACUACUAUUAUAAGAUAAUAAUCGAUUUAAUUAUAAACUAUAACAUGCUUUUUGGAAAAAGCACGUUUCGA